UGUAUUCUCUGCAGCAGAGCCUGUACGGUACCGUAUAUCUUGAUGCGAUGAUGCGAGGUGCUCAGCAUUGCGCAUGGUGAUGGCUGAGCUCCCACAUUAGCAGCUCACACUCCCUCCUGAGCAGUGAGUGAGUCGUGAAUCAUAAUCGUGGAUAUGAUUAUCGCUUGUCGUCACAACCACACAUGCAGGUUUGCCAUACGGCAUACACUGUGAUCUUCGAUUUGCGGAUACACAGCUUUGCCAGAAGCUCUCGCGCUUCAGGAUAACAGAAUCGUCCUCUGAGCAUGAGCGAAAAGGUCAUACAAGGCAGCUCGGGGCCCCCAAGCGCCUCUGGCAAGGAUGAACAGCAGCGCGCUCCGCUGUUAGGGUCCCGGUCUGGAACAAGCGAGCCAGCGCUGGAUGUCCGUCGACGGACGAGAGAAAGAGGGAAAUGCGCAAUCUGCUGCAUUUGGACAUUCAGCGCAUUGGGUCUGGCCGCACUGUGCGGGAUCGGGUAUGGUCUGUACUGGGCUAGAGCUCAGGUGCACCAGCCUCAUCGGUCCCUGUACGUCAAGCUGGGAGAUAUUCUUCCCGGACCAAGGCCCGAAAGCUCCAAGGGAAAUGAUCCGGCCAAGAUGCAAAAGUUUAUGUUUGGAACGGAGGAGGAACAAGAAGCUUUGAAGCAGGGAAACCUUGGCAAGGAUUUGGACAAGACUUGGGAGGAUGACGUGGUGCGACCUCUUUUCGACGCCAAGACUCGGUUUGAUGUGCACGCUACGCUGUGGCUCAAGUGGGCAGAAGAGGGCAACAUGCUCGUCAAUGACGAGCAGAGCCGAUCGAGAUUGUCACAGCUAGACAAAAUCAAGCAACCGAAAGCGGGUGAACAGGCUACGAUUGAGUAUAGCGACUUCAGGAGCGAUCGACUCGAGCAUCUGCAGCCCAUUUGGAGCGGCAUUGUUGCGCAAAAUCUCACUUUGGGAUCGACCAGAAAAUCUGCUGAUGCCGAGAUCGACAUCGACCUCAGCGCCUUGCCACUGCUCAACGCGGAGACAGUCAAGGCAUCCACGCUGUCCUUUACUUCGGUCAUGGUUCCGUCUGAUCUCGAUGCUGCAGAUGCACCAUGGUCUGGUCUGACAUUCGCAAACCUGACAUCCGCCGAUGGCCUCUUCACCGGUGACAGUGUCUGGGAGGCGAGAGCUCGUUCAAGAGCUUGGAAGCGCCCUGGCACGCCUUCCAGUGCGAAUUUACAGGCUCAGCGGCUGUGUCAGCCGACAAUGGUUGAGAGCGCGCUGCGCAAAGGCUCUGUACAAGCUGAAGGCGAGACAAAGAGGAAGAGACUGAUGGGCUGGACUUGUCACCUUUGGAAACACUCGCGUCAAGCCAAUUCGACUUUGGGCGCAUCCAAGCGUGCUCCCCUUACCCUCACAGAAGCUCUUCUCAUGACCGGGAGCUCACCUAAGCCUUUGAUAUCUGUGCAUGAGCGAAUCGAAGAUGGAGAAGCUGCGAGCCCUCAGGACUCUGAGGCCAAGCUAAGCAACCUGAUUGGCACUUUUGGUCUGGAUCACGAUGACACGAUCAGCGGGCCUGAGGCCGAUCGUCAACUCGCAACUUUGCUGGGAGAGACAACGAUGGCGCAGGAAAUCAAGAAGACUGUCGCAGCGCUUCUACUGACCAGAAGCAGGAUCAUGCUUCCGAAGGUGGACGAACAAGCCAUAUUCCGUGUGCAAGAUCUCAAAGACAAGCAGGGUCCCAAUUGGGCUGAGCACUUCGGAUGCGUCGCCGAGGGAGACGCCAGGUGCGCUGCAGAUAGACGCCUGUCACCUUUCCAUCAGCACUUCACCUUCACCGCUCCUGAUGGCAGUCUGCGACACUUCUAUGCGCCUCAAAUACUAGCUGUGAACGGCGAUUCAGGCAUUCGGGAGAUCCUUCGCCUCUUCGAUCAUGUGGAGAAAGACGACCUCUGGGUCGGCCCAGGGGAAUUGAUGAAAAACAGUAGUCAAGUCUAUCAGGAAAGGCAUAGAGACUUUUCUGAGACAGACAAAGCUAGCCAGUUUUCGUUGAAGCUCGUACAACCAUUUGCGAAAAUCGAGAACAACUCAUUAGCUUUCAAAUGGAGAAUCAAUACCGCAGUCACCGGACCGGUCAGGACUCACUUCAACAAGCUGGAUAUGUUUGCGGACUCAUCGCUGAUGAUGUCCAACAUGGACAGAGUGUCGAGUCCUUUGCCACUUGCCGAAGAGAAGAACGAAGCAGAGGGUAACAAAGAUAUCGCAAUGGUCGAGGGCGACCGUGCCACUCGGGAGUCCUUUGCAGAAGGACUAUUUAUGAAUGACGUCCAUCAAAUGGAAGAGAUUCAAUCAUGGGUCCUGACCGGUGAUAUCCGUCGACACUUGACUUUGCUGGGGCUCGCGAGCUUCGCUUUCGAAUUUCUGUUUGGACUUGCCAGUGGACCACUGAUGCUGCUAUACUGGCUUACUCGCAGAACGUCUUUCGGAUUGUCCGGUGCCGCCGCUGUACUGGAUUUGGUGACGCAAUUCUUCGUGGAUUCAUCCGUCUUCGGAUUUGAGAUGUCGUUGAAAGCUGAUAGCUUCUCGUUGGAAACCCAAGAUCAUCCGAUCCUCCAAAAUAUCACAGGGGCGAUCCUCCCUACGCUCGUUGCAGCUUCAUUCAACAUUCUGCAAGCUUUCAGAACUUUCCGCAUCACGUUCGCUCCUUGGAGACGCUCAAAACGGAUCGAGUGGAGCAAGACGCAUCAGAGCAUCCCUUACACUGCUGGAGUAGUUGGUCAACGCAAAGCCGACCAGGCCGAACGACGCAAUGCGAGGCUGGACCUCCCAUACGCGAAAGUAUUCAUCCUCACACUUGGACUGUUCUUCCUUGACGAGUUCCUUGGCAACAUUGAGCUCACGACAUCCAGAGGCUACCCAAAGGGCUACUUCUCGGCAGAUCAUCCUCCUCAUCUCGGCCAGUUGGCAGGCCAGAUGCACAGAAACGCCAACGCUCCAGUCGUGAGGAAGCACAUGUGGCUCGCGUUCGAGACGCUCUCGACGUCUUGCGGAAGUGCCGCUACGAUCUGCCAAUUGCUGCUCAACUCCAAGACCAAGACGUUCAAUGGCACCUUUCGCAUCGCGGCCCUACUGAGCGCUACACAGCUGCUCCUCAACUGGCUUCAUGCCGCCUUUACAGCUGAGAACGUCGCACCGUACACUGUGAGGUGCGUCGUCGCCGACAGCAUGAUUCUGACGGGUCUCGUGCAAGCUGUAAUUUACAGAGGCGCGCGCCAAGAGGUGCACGUGGAAGAGCUGGAAGAAUGACUGAUCUAGACGCACGUGAAUGAGACAAUCACCUCUCCUAGCAUUCCUAGCUCGUUUGCUGAAUCGUGAAUUGUGAAGCACCACACAAGGUUCAUCCGAAAGGAAGGAACAGAGAGCGCGUGCCGCAACGAUGACAAUUAAUCGCAGCAUGCGAAACACGCAGAAGGCAUUCAUUGCAUUCACCAUUGCAAAUAAUGUAUUACCCAG
Ceraceosorus guamensis is the source of this 3500-nucleotide messenger RNA. RefSeq lists its product as hypothetical. The transcript has 5 exons. The coding region runs from base 285 to 3293 and encodes 1002 amino acids. The record is from RefSeq and is a predicted model, not a curated record. NCBI's taxonomy places the organism in Eukaryota, Fungi, Basidiomycota, Exobasidiomycetes, Ceraceosorales, Ceraceosoraceae.